CAAGUCGUUUCGCCUUGGUUUCCUUCCAGACUUGCGGCCUGCAGCCGCCCUUUCACAGGCCCACGUUGCCUGCAUGCCAGGUCAGACAGUUCCGUCCGGACCCUCCGGCGCCAUGAAUUCUUCAGCGUCUCCGCCUUUGCGCCGCCUCUCCAUGCUCGAUUCUCCGCCCGCGGCGAGGAAGGCCAGUGAGGCGGCCCCCGCGUCGUGGAUGCGCAGCGAGGAAGCGUUGAGCACCCUCUUGGAGAAGCACGGCGUGAACACCCAGCUCUUUGGCGUGGGCUCCGCGAAGACGAUUUCGCAGCUCUUGGGGGAGCUGCGCGGCCAGUCCUGCUUCCUGGAGUUCCCCGGCGCUCACGAGGGCACCCGCGACCUUUCUCAGCAGAGGAGCUCCCAGGUGCUCCGCAUCGUGGAGCCGGUCUUCAUCCGCCUGCGCUGGCGCGGGCGCGUGCUAGUGCAGGAAUCGCAAAGGAUGGUGGACGGACGCAUGCGUCAGCGCAACAUGCUCCUCGCCGAGAAGAAAGAACCCAGCGACGGCGGUGGCUUCAUGGCAACAGUGGUGCGUGGGCUGAACGAGGAGCUCGGCAUCCCGCGCGAGGUUUUGCUUCAGGACGGAGCGCUCCGUUACCGCCCAGACACUUACCACUUCGAGAUCGAGCAGAUUGAGUCGCCCUCCUACCCCAGCUUGUUGUCGGUCUACCGCACGCACCACGUGCAGGUCGACAUCCUUGACGGUGGCCUCCACCUAUUCUCCAAGUGCGGUUUGCCUGGGUGCACACCCUUCACCACGUCGGAAACCAGCUCGCUCGGCACCACGACGCACUUCUGGAGGUGGAGCGACGCCGAGAAGGCGCUGCAGGAAGGUGUGGUGAAAUUCCCGCCCAAGAUGAUGUCGUCCAGCAGCCCGUCGUCGGCCCUCGCGGGUGCAGAAGAGAAGGCGGGAGACCACGACACGCGCGCAUUGGGGUCAGGGGAGCUGUCCAGCGAGGAGGCCCUGGCAGGUGUCAUGCGGGCCGGGGGGAUCGACCCGGCCAGCUAUGGGACGGGGAAGGCGAAAUCCUUGUCCGCGCUCCUCAAGGAGGUCCAGGGGGGUGAGUCGUGCCUGGAGAGGACGGAGGGCACCCCGGGCCUGCAGCGCGUUGUGGAGCCAGUGUUCGUGCAGCUGCGCUGGGGCGACCGGGUGCUCGUGGAGGUGGAGCAGCGCCUCAGUGGUGGCACGACCCGCCAGCGCAACAUGCUGCUGGCAGAGAAGAAGAACCCGAAUGACGCAGACGCCGCGGUGACGGCCAUUCGCGGUAUCUUCGAGGAGCUCGACCUGCCCUCAGACCUGUCGCCGCCUGAGGACUACUUCCAGUUUGUGCCAGAGACGUACUGCUGCCUGUCAGAGCACAUGGAGUCGGCUUCUUUUCCGGGUCUCCCUUGCGUCUACACCACGCAUUACUGCAGCGUGCAGGUGGUAGAGUCAGGGCUGGAGAGGCUGCGGCAGACUGGAAUCCUGGAGGACGAGUUCGAGACGAAGGAGGCAGACAAGGUCAACGUUUGGAGGUGGACCGACACCAGCAAGGCUCAUGAGAGCAAGGUGAAGGGAUUGCCAGACAUCAAGGCGCUCUCCGCCGCAGACGCUGGUGACCCCUCUAAGGGCCAGGAGUCCUCCUUCGAGCCCGUCGGUAGUGUCCCGUUGGAGCCUGGGCUGCUGCGGGCCCUCCUCGAAAUGGGUGGCGUGAACGUUUGCUUAUGGGGAGAGUUCACGGUCGCCUCGCUGCGCUCGCUUGCGGAUGAGCUGGAAACGGGGGCGUCGAGGCUGGAGAGGGACGUGAGCACUGGAAGGCUGCGGCGAGUGGUGAACUCGAGCCUCGUGCACUUCAACCUUUCGAGCUCGGCUGGACGCGACCAGGCCCUGGACAACGUGCAGUACAGGCAGGACCUGGAGUGCUUCGAGGUGGUGCACGUCGACUUUGCCUCGUACCCUGGGCUGCCAUGCGUCCACCAAACGCGCCGGAUGCAAUUUGACGAAGCGGGUCGAGGGCGCACCGGUAGCAAGAACUUGGGCGAAACGCCCAGGGGAGGUGGCGAGGCGAUCGCCAGUUGCGCAGAGCUUGGUAAGCAGAGUUCUACGCCUGCAGACGUGCAGCUCCCGCGCCUGAUCGGGCGCAGCGAUGCAGGCAGCGCAGGCCCCGCCCUGCAGAGUCCCAAGGACCCUGCAUCCAGCCGUGUUGAUAUCAGUCGCUUCACAUCGACAGCGAGCUUGGACUCAGACUGCGGUACUCCCUUUAGCAAGCGCGAUGGUUCGGUGGUCUCUAUCAGCUCUAUCUCCGAUGGAGACGACUGCCUCAUGCCCACGCUAUACAGUCAGCUGCAAAGUAUCCGCAGCAAGCUGCGAUUCAAGAUGGUCGCGAAGGAACAAACCGAUUCCGCUAAAAGCCCACCGGAUCAGGUUGUGGUUUGUUCGUGCAGUAUCCAGCUGAUCCGCAAUGUCAACCCCCUGAACUCCACUUUCCAGUGCCGCUUCACGAUCUUUGUCGAGUGGCUGGACAAGGCAGCAGUCGGCCUCCCCACGGGCGAUCUGGAUGAGGCCUCGGCGGGCUUGCUGAGCAUCCCCGAGAUAGAGUUGCAGAACACCCUGGCCACCAGCUUGAAGAUCCGGUCGCGGCCCAGGGUCGUUUCCUCGGAGACAGGCCACGUAGCGUGUAAGAUCCUGUACCAGGCCCUCGUCCAGAUGGAGCUCGACAUGCGUCUCUUCCCCUUCGACGCCCAGCGGCUGGUGCUCGUCCUCGGGCUGCGGGCGCGGCGCGACCGCGACCGCGUGCUGGCCUGCCAGUUCUGCCGCGUGGACGAGAGCAUUCGCCUGGAGGAGUGGCAGAUCAUGCGCAGCUUCGCGCACAGCGACUCCCCGGACGGUCGCGCCCGCAUUCAGUUCGGCGUUAUGAUCUCCCGAAGAUAUUGGUACUACCUCGUGAACGUCUUCAUCACUCUGAUUGCCAUCGUCACAUCCAGCUUCACGGGCUUCGUGCUCCCGGACUCGUACAUAUUUGACAGGCUCCGCAUCGGUGUGGCCGUCCUCUUCGCGCAGAUCACUUUUCGGCUCUCGCAGGACAACAAGCUCCCGAAGGUGGCCUACGCCACGAUCUUCGAUCAGUACGCGAUGUUCUGCCAGCUGACUGUGCUGGGCAUUAUCUUUGGUAAUAUCGUGACCAGCAUGCUCGGACAGGGAGUGCUCGGCCAAUCGGCUGUUGCUGCUGCUGGCACUGUGGACCUCGCCUUUGCCUGCCUGUUCUUCUGCAUCUGGACGCUCGGGCAGCUCUGCUGGCUGCUUGGCGUUUCGCGCAGGCGGCACAUGCAGCACCGCUCGCUCUUGCAGCUGGCGAGCUCUGGUGCGGAUUCUGAGCAGCAGGUGGCUGGUUCUGGCGCUGCCCAGCAGCAGUUGGUCAGCCUCCGGAAGGGCCUCCACUACCGAGGGCCCACGUGCGAUCGCAGCUCCGUUCAGGUGGGGCGAAGUGUCGGCCGGGCCGUGUCGGUGGACCUUUACGUGUGGCUCCUCCACGACAUCAGUCCAAUGACGACCACUUUCGAGUGCAAGUUCUCGGUCACGCUCGGGUGGCUCGACGACAAGGCGCGCGGCCUGCCAGAAGGGACGCGGCUGAUGGGCGGGAAGCUCGGCCAGAUCGACGUCCCCGAUCUGGACAUCCACAACAAGGUAGAGUCAGUGCUGGAGGAGGGCCCCUGCGUGCGCGUUGUGUGUUCCACAACUGGCGAGGUGUCGGUGACAUAUCGGUUUCACGCCAAGGUGCAGAUGAAUUUUGACCUACGCCAGUUCCCGUUCGAUUCCCAGCAUCUGCUGCUGAACAUCACGAUGCCCAACGAGAAAGACAAGGACCGCGCCUUUGUGUACCGCAGCCACCAGCUUGACGCCAGCGCCCAGAGCCUUGACGAAUGGAUUAUCCAAGGACACACUAUGUCUCCCGAUGUCAGCGACGACCUUGCAAUGGCCUCGUUUCGAGUUGACAUACGGCGGCGCUCCUUCUUUUACGUCGUGAGCGUGCUGGCUGUCCUGCUGGGGAUCUCGUCCCUGGUCUUCACGGUCUUCGUGAUUCCCAUGCAGCCUGACGGUCUUGACUAUGUGAACCAAGGGAAGAUCCUGGCCCCCCUGUUCAUGACUCUGCUCGCGUUCAAGCUCCUGACUGCGUCUGGCAAGCUGCCCACCGUCGCGAGUGCCACCAACUUCGACCGGUAUAUGCUUGCGUGCGAGCUCAUGUUCUUCGUCACCAUCGUCAUUUGUGGCGUUUCUCGUGAGCUGGCGACGAUGUACGGUGCAUACGUGGUGCAGCCCUAUCGAGUCUACGCGGCUUUGAUGUCAGUCUUCCUGUGGCUGGUCUUCAACGUGUGCUUCGCGCUCGGCGUCGGCGUGCGCCCCACGGUCGGGGGCGGCACGUCGUUGGAGGCUGCCGCGCUGGGGCAGACGCAGCCGUUCUACGGCGACUCCUCGCCGGCCUUCGAGGAGCAGAGCUUGCGGCUGCAGUCCCGGGGCUCUGCUCAGAUCGCAGGCCCGGUCGGCGCGCCCUCGGCGGUGAUGCUGCGCGUCGCGAUGCAGAGCGUGCACUCCGUGAAUCCGGCCGACGGCACUUUCCAGGCCGACUUCGUUGCGGGCCUCGAGUGGCUCUGCCCCGACGCGGUGGGACUAGACGCUGGCUCGGAGCUCUCGGGGGAGCAGCUGGAGUUGCUGCAGCGGCCGAAGCUCAUGGUCCAGAACGCGAUCAGCUGCUCCACCAAGGUCCUGGGCGGCGCGCGCGUCGUCGAUCCCGCCACCGGCCACGUCACCUGCAAGGUGCACGUCAAGGCGCAGGUGCAGGUCCACUUCCAGCUCGGACAGUUCCCGUUCGACGAGCAGGUCUUGGAAGUGGUCCUCAUACUCCCCGACAUGGGCGACAAGCACAGGAGCCUUGUGAUCGAGCACCUCGACUGCGCAGACGUGGCGCGGUUGGGCGAGUGGGUCGUGCUCGGCGAUGUGUCGUCAUGUGGCCGCCGUCAGGGGAUCUCGUGGGCCUCGGUGGGAGUCCAGAUCCGCCGCUCAAGCCGCUACUACGUCCUGAACCUGGUGUCGUUGAGCCUGUGGGCCACCUUCGGCUUCGCCAUCUACGCCCUGGAGGUGGACGAUUUCCAGAAUAGGGGCAAGAUCCUGGUGGGCGUGCUGCUGGUGCAGAUUGUGUCGAAGCUCGUGGUGUCCAGCAAGCUGCCGCGCAUCGCUCGUACCACCCUCUACGACCGCGUCGCGCUGAACAAUCUGGCCAUGCUCUUCUGCAUCGGCUGCAGCGCCGCGCUCUGCUGCGUUCUCAACAGCGCGGAGGGCUACGAGGAGUUCAGCCGGGUCUGCGACCUGUCUCUCGCUUGCGCCGUCCUGCUGCUGUGGGUGGUGCUCAGCGCCAGCACCGCGCUUCAGGCUCGUGGGGGGCCUGCGGCCAGCCGCCACAGGGCCGGGGAGUCCGCUCCAGAUCCUGUUGCAGGCAAGGAGGAGCCCCAGACCGACGACGCGGCCGCCGUCGCCCGGGAGGUCGCUAUCAUGCGCCCCUCCGUGCAGCCAGAGCCCGCCGCGGGCGCGGAGGAUGGCCUGCAGCUCGGCCGCCGCCCGAGCGGCGUCCCCGCCGCCGCGCAGGACUGCGGGGCGGCCGUCUCCAUCGGCGCCACGGUCCAGUUCCUCACCGAUCUGGACACCGUCUCCGGCACCGUCGAGUGCAAGUUCCAUGUCUUCUUGGACUGGAAGGUCGGCCAGGGAGCGAUGCGCAUGCAGAGGCACGGGCGCAUCAGCAGGCGCACGUCCCACGGCGGCAGCGGAGAAGAGCAGAUGGCCAUACCGCAGAUCAAGCUCCUGAACGCGACCAAGAUCAUGAUGGAGGACUACUCCGACGUGAGCGUCGUGGAUGUCGCGACGGGGCACGUCUCUUGCCGUGUUCAGUUCCACGCGCGCAUCCACAACAAGUUCGACCUGCGCAGCUUCCCCUUCGACUGCCAGAGGCUGCAGGUGGAGCUCGAGCUCCAGGGCUGCCCGGGCCGCUUCCUGGUGGGCGGCCGCUGUGGGAGCAUCGACCAGAACGGCAACCUGGACGGGUGGACGCUGCGGGCCACCUCGCUCGACGUCGACGGUGGGGGUCUGCCGCCUCGGCGCGCACGCGUCUCGAUGCUGGUGGAGCGGAGCUCGCGGUACUACCUCGUCCAGGUCAUCGCCAUCUUCGCUUGCUUGGCCACGCUGGUUUUCUCAUUCUACGUGGUUGAGGCGCAGUUCCUGGACAAGCGAAUCGUGGACGCGCUCAAGAUCGUCCUGACGAUGACCACCUUCCGGUUCUCGGUGGAGCACAGGUUGCCCAGGGUCCAGCAUUGGACGCCAUUCGACAUCUAUCAUGUGUCCUGCCAGGUCCUCUGCACGUGCAUCAUAGUCUCUUUUAUCGUGGCCAAGUUGGGCGAUAAGGACGGCAUGCGGCACUGCCAGACGCGGGAGAAGGAGGUAUAUGUGAUCGCGUUCCUGUCUUGCGCGUGGGUCGCAUGGCACAUCUGCUGCGGCAUUCACUCGCUGCGCCUCAAGGGCCGCGAUCUACGCCACCUGGCUCGGCCUUCCGAGCUACGACGCACGCGGGCACACCUGUCGCAGCAGUCGUCAGCACACCCAGUAGUGGAGGCAGAGGUGCCCUCAGCGCCAGCUCGGCAGCUAGCAGCACUGCCCAGAGAGGCCGCUGACGGGAGCGGCCUGGGCACUCUGGCAGCGCCGGGAGGCCACCUCGGUGUGGCGAGACCCCGGGACUCGGCGUUCGGCCAAUCAGUUCAGGAGACGCAAGUAAUCUCCAUCGCCUUCCGCAUUUGGCUCGUGCGCAACGUGGACCUCGUCACAGGCACUUUCGAGUGUAAGUUCCGCGUCUUCCUGGAAUGGGUCGACGUCAACGCGGUAGGCCGGCCCAAGGGCCAGAAGGCCAAGCUGCCGGUGCCCGACAUCACGAUCACCAACGCCAUCCAGUCGCAGCUUUUGGAUGCCAGCUCGGCGCCCGAGGUAGUCAACCCAGACACCGGCCACCUUGCUGCACAGAAGCUCUACAAGUGCACAAUGCGGAUGGAUCAGGAGGUGCGGCAUUUCCCUUUCGACUGGCAGUGGCUCGCCAUCACCGUGAGCAUGCGCGACGAGGGCGAGUUCAACCGGCCCUUCUUCUUCCAGUACUGCGAGAUGGAGGGCCAGCUGCAACUGGACGAGUGGCACGUUCACGACCAGCCCGCGUUCACAACCCUCAGCAAGCACGACGCGCCCAGCAGCGAGGACACUGUGAUGUGUGGCAUUCUCAUCCGGCGCCAGCCCCGCUACUACGUUGUCAACAUCUUGUUCAUGCUGGGGCUCAUCACGUCUUUGUGCUUUUCCAUUUAUCCAGAGGGCGUGUUCUCUCCCAGUCACGCUGUUCUGGGAGCGCGCCGAGGUCUUCUUGGGCAUCUUUCCCUUGAUCGUCAUCUUCAAGAUGUCCGCGCAAGGCAAGCUGCCGCGCGGUGGCUCGUCCACGCAGUUCGACCGCUACGCGCAGGCGUGCACGCACCUGUUCUUGCUGAUCGUGUUCGAGGCGAUGCUGGCCUCCUUGGCCGUCAUCGCCCCCACGUGGGCCAUCUGCUCGGAGACCCCACUUGCGGGGCUCGACGGCGAUUUAGUGCAGUUCGUCUCCAUCAUGGAGAAGUGGUUCUGGUGGGCACUCUGCCUACUGUGGAUCGGAUGGAACGUGCGCUUCGCGGCGCAGGCGUGGCGCGUGCGGCAGCUUGGGCCUUUGCAGGCCUUGGGCAGCAGGGUCCCGAUCCGGCUGCAGGACGAGGAGUGGAUCGCUGGCUGUUCCGCUGCCGACCCGGAUUGCGGCGGCCUCGCGCCGGGCCUCUGCGAGCAGGCCGCGUCGGAGCGGGUCACCAGCAGCAGCUUCGUCUCCAAACUUGGUCGCCUGAGCGACAAGACGGGCGCGUGAUUCCGCCCUGCCGGCUCCCUCCCAUGACUCUGCUGCGCCUGUUGCGCCACCUGCUCCUACCCAUCCGCUUCCUCCCCCCUUCGUCGCUCCCCUGUUCUGGACUUGCUCUGGCCCUUCGCUUAGCGUCGAGGCCUGCUGAGCCCCAAUCUUUUCGGCUCAGCCGGACGGCCGGACGGCCAGUCGGCCAGACCUCGAAUUAGAGAUAGGCGCCUCCUGGCAGGAGGCGGUGGAGGAGAAGAGACGGCGGGCGGGUAGGGUGAGGGAGUGUGUUGUUUUUUUGUGUGCUUUGUGUUUUUUCCCACAGAGCAGUGGGCGGUGCUUCCCAGUUUGCGUUCCCUCUCCUUCGCUCUCGUUUCACUCCGUUGAGAGAGGGGCGCCACCGCGGGCGACUGCUCUCCCCUAGGGGCAGGCGAGCCGUGCUGCUCUCUCCGUCCUCGCCCCACACGGCGCGGGUCGCGGGAGCAGUGCCUGUCGGGCGUGUGCGAUUGGAAGCCGCAGCCGAGCAAAACAGCGCC
Prorocentrum cordatum is the source of this 8482-nucleotide messenger RNA. The record is from the annotation of a GenBank genome assembly. NCBI's taxonomy places the organism in Eukaryota, Dinophyceae, Prorocentrales, Prorocentraceae.